AUUUCUUGUAGGAACAAUACAUUUAAAUUAUGGUAAACCGUGUCAAAUCAAAAGUGUUUAUUUACAUUUGAAAGGAAUUGAAAAAACUUCAUGGCAAAGAUCACAAGCUAGGUCAAAAACCAUUUAUUCAGGUGAAAAUACUUUGGUCGAUCAAACUAAUAAAGUUUGGGAAGCUUUUGAUGAUUCUGAAGAAGUUACUAUGCUUGAUAUACCUUUUAAAGUUCAAUUACCUUAUAAUCUUCCUGAUACUAUUUCAACAGAAUUUGGAUCAGUUCAAUAUGUAUUAAGAGCUACCGUUAACGCGAAAGCAUUAAUUGGAUCAUCACAACAAUCAGUAAAAUUAUAUUGUCCAUUAAAAAGGACCAUAACAUUAGAUAUUCAACAUUUACCACCAUUUAAAUUAUGUGGUACAACACCUAGUGGUAUUGAUUAUACCUUUUUAUUACCACCAAAUAAAUGUUUUAAUGUUGGUAGUUAUGUAUCAAUUCCAAUGAAAUUAAGAUUUUUACAUCCUAAUGUUGGAGUUGAAAGAGUUGAAGUAUGUUUAAGAACUUCAAUGGAUUAUCAAUCCACUACACAAGGAGAAUCAAAACAUGUGGA
Messenger RNA from Rhizophagus irregularis DAOM 181602=DAOM 197198, 600 nucleotides. RefSeq lists its product as uncharacterized. The record is from RefSeq and is a predicted model, not a curated record. Gene Ontology annotation, cellular component: cytoplasm. Gene Ontology annotation, biological process: protein transport. Lineage: Eukaryota; Fungi; Glomeromycota; Glomeromycetes; Glomerales; Glomeraceae.